CCCUCAGGUACCACCGGACACUGAGAAGAUCGAAAUAUGUCGAAAGAUCUGGAGGCAGGUGAACCUGCACCGAAGCAGGAGCUCCGGCAAUCAUUAAUUUCUCGACUUCGACUUCGGCAACCUGGACAGACAGCUACCUUUACGCACCCAGAUGGCGACCGCAAGUCAGACAAUAGUUGCAUCGUGGAUUUUGAUGGUCCAGAUGAUCCGUAUCGCCCUAUGAACUGGAGCUUCAAGAAGAAGGCGCUAACGACGGUCCUCUAUGGAAUGACUACUAUGGGUGCAACCUGGGCCAGUUCUGUUUACUCCCCCGCUAUCCCCGGCAUCCAGAAGGAGUUCGAUAUCGGCGAGGUCACCGCGACACUGGGCACGUCACUCCUUCUAUUCGGCUUCGGGCUUGGGCCAAUUUUGUUUGCGCCUCUUUCUGAGUUUUAUGGACGCAAAAGAGUGGUUUUGACGCCUUACUUCAUAUCUAUCAUGUUCUCCUUUGGAACCGCCGUGGCCAAGGAUACUCAGACCAUCAUGAUCACUCGAUUCUUCUCGGGAUUCUUUGGUGGUGCUCCCAUUACCAAUUCUGGUGGUGUUCUUGCUGAUAUCUGGUCUCCAAAACAACGUGGUGGGGCGAUGGUUGCCUAUGCAAUGGCCCUUCUUGGAGGACCGAUGUUGGGUCCCAUCGUCGGUGGAGCGAUUGUUGAUAGCUACCUGGGAUGGAGAUGGACCGAAUAUAUCACAGGUAUUCUACAGAUCACAACUUUUACACUUGCCGUUAUUUUUAUCGAUGAGACUUACGCUCCGACAUUACUGGUGUAUAAAGCUCAUCGUCUCCGCAUUGCGACUGGAAACUGGGCUUUACACGCGCGUCACGAAGAGAUCGAUGUCCAGUUUAGUGACAUAGCCAAUAAAUAUCUGCUCCGUCCGUUCCGGCUCCUAGUAACGCCCAUCUGCUUCUUUGUUGCACUCUACGCAUCAUUCGUCUACGGCAUUCUUUAUCUGAGUUUGGCCUCCUAUCCAGUUGAGUUCCAAGAAGGUCGCGGCUGGAAUUCGCUUGUUGGAAACCUUCCAUUCUUGGGUAUGCUGGUAGGCAUAGUAUUAGGAGCCCUCACGAAUAUACUCAACCAAAAGUUUUACAUCAAGAAGUAUAUCGAGAAUGGCAACAGAGCCGUUCCUGAGGCACGGCUUCCUCCCAUGAUGCUGGGUUCUGUCAGCUUCGCCGCCGGACUGUUUAUUCUUGGCUGGACAAGCCCCAAGCAUGUCUUCUGGCUGUGCCCAAUUAUUGGAGCAGUCCUUCAGGGUCUUGGAUUCUUCACGAUUUUCCAGGCUGCUUUAAACUACUUGGUGGACACAUUCACUCGCUUUUCCGCCAGUGCCAUUGCCGUCAAUACUUUCAUGCGCAGUGUUCUCGCUGGUACUUUUCCUCUAUUUGCUGCCAUCAUGUACCGUAAGUUAGGAGUUCCCUGGGCUUCUAGCUUACUGGGAUUCAUUGCAAUCGCCUUGAUACCAAUUCCGUUUGUGCUUUAUGCGUAUGGAGCGCGGAUCCGGGCUCGCGGCAAAUGGUCGAGACCUUCUAUUGAAGGCCACGGCCACUAGUUCUGGAUCGGUUGCAAAUAGAAGCAAAAUUAAUAGAAGCAUUAGAUAUUUGAGCGUUUCUCUAUUCUCGGGAUACGUUCGCCUUAUAUUAUCUACAUUGGGCUAGCAGUACUGAGAAAUGCACGUUGUGCCAAUAUAUUUUGCAUCGAAAAAAAAUAGAUGAUUUGACUAGUU
Messenger RNA from Talaromyces stipitatus ATCC 10500, 1761 nucleotides. RefSeq lists its product as uncharacterized. Bases 37 to 1587 code for a protein of 516 amino acids. Gene Ontology annotation, biological process: transmembrane transport. Lineage: Eukaryota; Fungi; Ascomycota; Eurotiomycetes; Eurotiales; Trichocomaceae. Gene Ontology annotation, molecular function: transmembrane transporter activity. The transcript is spliced from 3 exons. The record is from RefSeq and is a predicted model, not a curated record.